AUGGGCUUCCCCACAGACUCUCAGGGGAAUCUCUACUCUGGUAUUGGUGAAGUGUUCAUUGAAAUUCAGGGCCCCCAAGGGCGAGGGCUAGAGCUUGGCUGCAGAUCACACAGAUGGUUUCCAGAACCUGUUGUCCAGUGGGUUACUGAGGAUGGGCAGGGGCUCUCUGCAGACACUGAAAGUAACCAGGACAGUGAUAAGUUCUUCAGUGUAAAAACUGUAGUGGAAAAAAGAAGGACAGUGGAGGCAAAUGUCACAGGGAAUAUAGCAUUCAUGUGGCAGAAGGACCUCCUGCAUCUCUCCCAGCAAAUUCAAACUCUGAAGCAAACUUUCCAGAACAUGAAGGUUGCUAUACAGCGUGACCUUCAAAUGAUCAGAAGAGACCUGGAGAACAAACUAGGAAGGACAGUGGAGGCAAAUACAAGGACUAUGGAAUCCAUGUGGAAGAAGGACCUUCUACAGCUCUCCCAGCAAAUGCAAACUCUGCAGGAAGCAUUCCAGAACAUGAAGGGGUCCACACAGUGUGACCUGCAGAUGAUAAGAGCAGACAUGAAGAAUGAACUAGAUCUUCCAGUCCUACAGUCCUACAAACGUAAGCAUAAGUGAGAUGAUGCAGGAGAUGUCAUCCUGGAUGCUGACACAGCUCAUCCCAGAUUGGAAAUCUCUGCAGAUGGGAGGACAGUGAAAGAUACUGGUGUCAUCAGAUUCAUGCUCAGAAAUCAGAAGAGAUUUGAUUCCCAUCUGUUUGUGUUGGCAAAGGAAGGAUACACUUCUGGGAAACACUAUUGGGAAGUAAAUGUUGGGACAAGAAGAAACUGGGCCUUGGGUAUUGCCUCUGAAUCUGUGGCUCGCAAAGGGACUUUGACUCUGUGUCCUGAGAAUGGCUUCUGGGUUAUCGCAUGUGUAGACGGGCAAGAUUAUUUGGCCUGCACGAAUCCUUGGACCUCUCUGACUGUGACUGGCUAUUUGUCAAAGAUUGGGAUCUUCUUGGACAUCCCAGCCAAGAAGGUUUCUUUUUAUGAUGUAUUUAAGGCAGUAGCUUUGUACACUUUGAGCAUUGCUGAUGGCAGCAGACAGGAAGGCAAAUUCCUUCCCUUCUUCUCUACAGGCCUUGCUGCUGCUGAGCCUGACACUGAACCACUAGCAAUACUGCAGUUUUCUGAUGAUGAUGAUGAUUAG
Molecule: messenger RNA, 1179 nt
Organism: Melozone crissalis (California towhee)
Lineage: Eukaryota; Metazoa; Chordata; Aves; Passeriformes; Passerellidae
Product: E3 ubiquitin-protein ligase TRIM58-like
Exons: 7
Molecular function (GO): protein binding
Source: RefSeq, a predicted model, not a curated record